This is a messenger RNA of Aureobasidium melanogenum CBS 110374, 483 nucleotides long. Its product is annotated as peptidyl-prolyl cis-trans isomerase ppi1. Gene Ontology annotation, cellular component: catalytic step 2 spliceosome. NCBI's taxonomy places the organism in Eukaryota, Fungi, Ascomycota, Dothideomycetes, Dothideales, Saccotheciaceae. Gene Ontology annotation, molecular function: peptidyl-prolyl cis-trans isomerase activity. Gene Ontology annotation, biological process: protein peptidyl-prolyl isomerization; protein folding. The transcript is spliced from 2 exons. Bases 1 to 483 code for a protein of 160 amino acids. The record is from RefSeq and is a predicted model, not a curated record.
AUGGCGCAAAACGUGGUGCUUGUGACGACGAUGGGAGAAAUCACAGUAGAGCUCUACACCGAGCAUGCCCCCAAAACGUGUCACAACUUCUCUACACUGGCGAGCAGAGGCUACUACAACGGCACACCCUUCCACCGCAUAAUCCCUUCGUUCAUGAUUCAAGGCGGCGACCCUACAGGCACCGGCCGCGGUGGAGCUUCCAUCUACGGCGACAAGUUCGACGACGAGAUACACCCUUCCCUUCGUCACACUGGCGCUGGAAUCUUGAGCAUGGCAAACGCAGGACCGAAUACGAAUGGCAGUCAAUUCUUCAUCACGCUAGCACCGACACCAUGGCUGGAUGGGAAACAUGCUAUCUUUGGCAGAGUCAAGAGUGGGAUGAAGGUUGUGCAGAGGAUGGGCUUGGUCAAGGUUGAUAAAGAGGAUAGGCCUGUCGAGUCUGUGAGGAUCUUGAGUACAAGGGUCGAGGACGCUGGUGCAUGA